UCAGCAGUCUACAUUGUUAUUGGAGAGAAGCGCAUGCUGCUUUGUUGAGGACCAAAAAGAUCCAACAAUGACAGAAAACUGCUUAAGUUCCUGUGCUAAUGGAUAGAUGUUGGCUGGACUACUCGUGCUCGUUCCUUCUCCUUGAGAAAAUGGCGUCCUCUUCCGAGUCCUCUCCUGCUCCCAGUGUCCUCUUUCCUAGAGCUCUAAUUUACUUCCACAACCUCAUCAAGAAGCCACCAGGCCACCACGAGGAAGGUCUUGCAGUGCUGAAGCCAGAAGAGAUUAAAUGUGAGGAUGAGGUGUCUGAAAUCUCCAGUACUGAAACAUCAUCUGCUACAGGCUGCACCAACCCAUCACCCAGAAGAACACACAAAAAUACAGGCAAAGGAAAAAUUCACCAGUGCUCAGAGUGUGGAAGGAGUUUCAGUGCCCAGUGUCAUCUCCAAAUUCACCAGCGCAUUCACACAGGAGAGCGGCCGUAUCACUGCUCGGAGUGUGAGAAGAGCUUUACUAAACUGAGUAAUCUGAAACAGCACCAGCUCAUUCACACCGGGGAGAGACCGUUUCAGUGUUUAGACUGUGGAAAAAAGUUUACUGCACAGAGCCAUCUCCAAAGACACCAGCGCAUCCACACUGGAGAGAGACCGUAUCACUGCUCGGAGUGUGGACAGAGCUUUAAUGUACAGAGCCAUCUCCAAAGACACCUGCGCAUCCACACAGGAGAGAAACCGUUUCAGUGCUCAGAGUGUGGACAGAGCUUUACUAGACAGAGUCAUCUCCAAAUACACCAGCGCAUCCACACGGGAGAGAAACCGUAUAUCUGCUCAGAGUGUGGGAAGAGCUUUAGAGAGAGUGGUACCCUCAAGGCGCACCAGCGCAUUCACACGGGAGAGAAACCGUAUCAGUGCUCAGAGUGUGGACAGAGCUUUACUAGACAGCGUCAUCUCCAAAUACACCAGCGCAUCCACACGGGAGAGAAACCGUAUAUCUGCUCAGAGUGUGGGAACAGCUUUAGAGAGAGUGGUACCCUCAGGGCGCACCAGCGCAUUCACACGGGAGUGAAACCGUAUCAGUGCUUGGAGUGUGACAUGAGUUUCAAUAGGUUGAAACUCCUUCAAAGACACCUGCGCAUUCAUGCAGGAGCAAAUCCUCACCAGUGCUCAGAGUGUGAAAAGAGUUUUACUACACCAAGUCAUCUCCAAAUGCACCAGCGCAUUCACACAGCAGAGAAACCGUAUCAGUGCUUAUGGUGUGAGAAGAGUUUUACCAAACCAAACAAUCUACAACAACACCAGCGCAUUCACACUGGAGAGAAGCCAUUUCAGUGCUUAGACUGUGGACAGAAUUUUAGUAGACAGAGUCACCUAAAAAGACACCAACACAUUCACACAGGACAGAAACCUUCUCACUGCUCAGAGUGUGGACAGAGUUUUACUUGUCACAGUGAUCUCCGAAGACACCAGCGCAUUCAUGCAAGGAAGAGACCAUAUCCCUGCUCAGAAUGUGGACACAGUUUUACCAGACAGAAUGAUCUCUACAGACACCAGCGCUUUCACACAGAAAAAAAACAUAUCACUGCUUAGUGUGGACGGAGUUUGAGAGAGAGUGGGGAACCCUCAAAAAAUGUAUGACUGCUUAGAGCUGGGGUCUCCAACCCUGGUCCUGGAGAGCUACCUUUCUGCAUGGUCUAGAUCCAACCUGUCUGCUUCAGACUAUCAUGAUUGGUUGCAUCAGAUAGCUGGAAAGUAGUAGUGCUUCAGGACCAGGGUUGGUGGCCGGCAUCUGAAGAGCUUUAGAAAUUAAGGUACCCUCAAAACAUGCCAACGUGUUCACACAAGAGAGAAACUGCAUCGGUGCAUGGAGUGUGAUAUGAAUUUCAAUGGCCCAAAUCAUCUUGAAAGACAUCUUUGCAUUCAUGCAGAGGAAAACCACAACACUAUGUAUUCUGUGGGAGGAACUUUGGGCAUUUAAAGAUGCUCAAUACAGCAUAACAUUUAAAUGCAAAUUUAAAUUUAAGAAAAUAAUGAAGACUUUUCCUCCUUUUUAUAUUAUACAGCACACAACAACUUAAAAUGGCCAUUAGGUAAAAAUUAUUCAGUUUGCAGUGGCAGGAAAAAAAACAAAUAUUUACAGAAAAUUACACAAAAGCCUCUACAAUGAAAUGUUUUUCAGUAUUUACUGUGUCCAUUUUUACUUUUAUUACAGCUUCUAUUCUUCGUAACCAAACAUAUUCACUGAUUUUGAGGUCUGGAGCAAGAGUGGAGCUUGACUUGUCUUCUGUCUCUCUCAUGAAUUCUUUAAGAAGUAUUAUUUGUCAGAUGACGACGGUGUCAGAGAAAGAAAUAGGAGACAAUUCAUUCAAUCAGAAACAUGCAUUUACCGGAGGUCCCGCUCCUCUGACCAGUCUGAAUCACGGGUGUGCCGGAAGGCAGAUGUUCUGCCCCUGGACCUGGAUAUCGCACCUCCCUACCACUCAAGUGCUUUUUUUUCUUUCUUUUUUUGGAAACCCCACUCUUUCUUUCCAGCUGUUUUUAACCACUCAUUUUGAACAGAAAACUUACUCAACCACAUCCUCAACUGUUUUUUUUAAAAAAUAUUUUUAAUCAAAUUUUUUACCUCUGUAAAACCCUGCACCGUGAACACUUUGUUCAGUCCUUUUGAGUCACUAAUACGCCAGCCUUGAAAUAUAAUUUCUUGCCAAAUUAAAAGGAUGCUGACCAGCCAGGUUGUUGGAAUUGGCCCUAUAUUGUGAUUAAACCUUGCCCAUUGAUCCAUGA
This is a messenger RNA of Pygocentrus nattereri (red-bellied piranha), 2777 nucleotides long. RefSeq names its product gastrula zinc finger protein XlCGF7.1-like. The transcript is spliced from 4 exons. NCBI's taxonomy places the organism in Eukaryota, Metazoa, Chordata, Actinopteri, Characiformes, Serrasalmidae. Bases 99 to 1583 code for a protein of 494 amino acids. Gene Ontology annotation, biological process: regulation of transcription by RNA polymerase II. Gene Ontology annotation, cellular component: nucleus. Gene Ontology annotation, molecular function: RNA polymerase II cis-regulatory region sequence-specific DNA binding; DNA-binding transcription factor activity, RNA polymerase II-specific. The record is from RefSeq and is a predicted model, not a curated record.